Molecule: messenger RNA, 470 nt
Organism: Melozone crissalis (California towhee)
Lineage: Eukaryota; Metazoa; Chordata; Aves; Passeriformes; Passerellidae
Product: anaphase-promoting complex subunit 15-like
Exons: 5
Coding region: 1-264 (87 amino acids)
Biological process (GO): regulation of mitotic cell cycle spindle assembly checkpoint
Cellular component (GO): anaphase-promoting complex
Source: RefSeq, a predicted model, not a curated record
AUGGAGCAAGUGCUUCCACUCCAGAGCAUUGCUGAGAAAGACAACAACUUGGUGCCCAUAGGAAAGCCAGCGUCCGAGCACUAUGAUGAGGAGGAGGAGGAGGACGAUGAAGAUGAUGAAGACAGCGAAGAGGACUCAGAAGAUGAUGAGGACAUGCAGGAUAUGGAUGAGAUGAAUGAUUAUAAUGAGUCUCCUGAUGAUGGGGAGAUCAAUGAGGUGGACAUGGAGGGGACAGAGCAGGAUCAGGACCAGUGGAUGAUCUGAUUCUGCCACAACCACACCAGACCAGAGGCUGGGGGAGAGCCUUUGCCCCCACGGCUCUGGGGGACAGUUCAGUCAAGCUCCUCCUGCCACGGCUGCUGUGUGGGGCAGGAGAUUCGGAGCAAAGCUCUCCAGGGGAGGGGACACUGCCACCUGGCAUAUUGGAACUCACACAUCUUUUCUAAUAAACUCAGUUUUCAAGAAAACAA